Messenger RNA from Aplosporella prunicola CBS 121167, 261 nucleotides. RefSeq lists its product as uncharacterized. The transcript has a single exon. The annotation marks the transcript as partial. The record is from RefSeq and is a predicted model, not a curated record. Gene Ontology annotation, molecular function: protein binding. NCBI's taxonomy places the organism in Eukaryota, Fungi, Ascomycota, Dothideomycetes, Botryosphaeriales, Aplosporellaceae.
UCGCCUCUGCAACUGGCUGUAUAUCUCGGGAGCGAAAAGACCGUGGCUCUGCUCCUUGACCACGGAGCUGACGUGAACAGGCAGUGCGGCUCGCUCGACGCGCCGCUGUUGUUGGCCGUGGAGAAUGACCAGGCUGCCAUUGUUCAGCUUCUGCUGCAAAGCGGCGCAGAUUCCAAUUGCCCACGCGUCUCGACCGACGCGCCCCUCCACGUCGCUCUCAGAAACAAGUCCAGGCCUUGCGUGCGCCUUCUCCUUCGCCAU